CCCCCAUCCUAAAGGCCUGUUCUGCGUGCCCGUCAAUGGGUCCCGCCGGUCGAAUAUCAGCAUAUUCCUCCCUCCCGCCGUCGUAUCCUCCGCCGAUCGACCGCCGUCGACGGCGUGUUAUGGCGGAACAUCCAGUACCUGCUCAACAUCUCCGCCAUCGGCGCCAUCUCCUGCCUUCUCGUCUUCCUCCUCGUCAAGCUCCCGCAGCGACCACCGCCUUAUCCCGGGGCCCACCGCCCUUGCCACCAAGCUCCUCGCAGUCUACCACGCUCACAUCGCCCUCCACUGCGGCGCUGACGCCGCCCAAUUCCUCCACAUCGAGCGCUCCAGCUUCUUCGUCCUCCUCGCCCUCUCUCUUCUUGCUUUAACUGCUGCUCUGCCCCUCAAUCUCUACGCAGGCACCGCCGCGAUCCUCGACGACUUCGCCAAAACCACGAUAACACACAUUCCGAAGGGAUCGCCCAUCCUCUGGGCCCACUUCGUUCUCAUGGUGCUCGUGGUGGUGGUCGCUCAUUUUGGUAUCUCGAAGAUGGAAGAGAUGUUAAGGCAUAAGAGAUUUGAGGAGGGGGAUGCGGCAAAUGCUUCGACUUCCAGCACGGCUUCGCCGACCAAUUCGAUUGCUUUGUUUAGCAUUAUGGUGCAGGGGAUCCCGAAGGGUUUGGCGGCUGAUAAGGCUCCUCUUGAGGAGUAUUUUCAGCAUAGGUAUCCUGGUAAAGUUUAUAGAGUGGUUGUUCCUUUUGAUUUGUGUACUUUGGAAGAUCUUGCUGCGAAGUGGACCAAGACCCAGAAUGAGAUUUCUUGGUUGGAAGCUCGAUUGGAUGCUAGGUCUCUGAACACUAAUGAAGAUGGAGGUGAUGACGAGAUCGUGCUUGGUGCAAGUGGCGAUAAUUUUUCUCAAACUUGGAAGAGAAGGUUGAGAGAUAUGUGGGCGAGACUGCGUGCGAAAUUGGGGUUUACUGAUGAGGAGAGGCUAAGGAAGUUGCAGAAUUUGAGAAUGGAAUUGGAGAAUAAGUUGAUGGAGUAUAAAGAAGGGCGAGCACCGGGAGCUGGGAUUGCUUUUGUGGUGUUUAAAGAUGUUUACACGACGAACAAGGCGGUAAAAGAUUUCAGGACAGAGAAGAAGAAGAAACCCAUUGGUCAGUUCUUUCCUUUGAUGGAGCUCCAGCUUGAGAGGAGCCGGUGGAGGGUGGAGCGGGCUCCACCAGCUUCUGAUAUCUAUUGGAGCCAUUUGGGUUUGAGCAAGCUCUCCCUUAGGCUCCGUCGAGUUGCUGUUAACACUUGCCUUUUACUUCUGCUCUUGUUCUGUAGCUCGCCACUUGCUUUGAUUAGUGCUAUGAAGAGUGCUGCUAGGAUCAUCAAUGCAGAGGCCAUGGACAGUGCUCAGUCAUGGCUAGAUUGGUUCGAGGGCUCGAGCUGGCUCGCAUCUAUAAUUCUUCAGUUCUUGCCGAAUGUGGUUUUAUUCGUGAGCAUGUACAUAAUAAUCCCAUCUGUCCUGUCUUAUUUUUCCAAGUUUGAGAGGCAUCUAACUGUUUCUGGAGAGCAACGAGCUGCUAUGCUGAAGAUGGUUUGCUUCUUUCUCGUGAAUCUCAUUUUGUUGCGAGCUCUUGUAGAGUCUUCACUGGAAAGUGCUAUUCUUGGGAUGAAGAGGUGUUACUUGGAUGGAGAGGACUGCAAAAGAAUCGAACAGUAUAUGAGUGCGUCGUUUCUUUCGAGAUCUUGUCUCUCCUCACUUGCAUUUCUCAUAACAAGUUCCUUUUUAGGGAUAUCCUUUGAUCUAUUGGCUCCUAUUCCUUGGAUAAAGAAGACCCUAAAAAAGUUUCGGAAAAAUGACAUGCUACAGUUGGUUCCUGAGCAGAAUGAAAAUUACAUUCCGGAGCAGAGUCAGGAUUCUAAUAAUAAUCUUCGGAUGCCCCUGAUGUCUGAGAGAGAAGACAGUUCGGGUUUGAAUGGUAUUGAAGCUCAGGAUCUUUCAGUUUACCCGAUCAAUAGGAGCUUCCAUGCCCCAAAGCAGACGUUUGAUUUCGCACAAUACUAUGCUUUUAACCUCACGAUAUUCGCUCUCACCAUGAUCUAUUCGUUAUUCGCUCCAUUGGUGGUUCCUGUGGGCGCCGUUUACUUUGGGUAUCGUUACAUUGUGGAUAAGUACAAUUUCUUAUUUGUGUACAGAGUUCGCGGCUUCCCAUCUGGCAAUGACGGGAAGUUGAUGGACAGGGUUCUCUGCAUCAUGCAUUUCUGUGUGGUCUUGUUUCUUCUUGCAAUGUUGCUGUUCUUUUCGGUUCAAGGAGACUCGACAAAGCUGCAGGCAAUAUUUACACUUGGUUUGUUGUUCUGUUAUAAAGUGCUUCCUUCCAAGACUGAUGUCAUUCAGCCAUCGAUCUUGGAAGGCAUGCAAACUGUGGAAAGCUUUGUUGAUGGGCCUACUGAUUAUGAGAUCUUUUCACAACCUGAGUUUGAUUGGGAUAUUUUUCAACAAUGAGGAAAUGGAAAUGUGAACCAUAUUCAGAUAAGCGUACUAGUGUCAAACUAAAUGCCAGUUAUGAUAGAUAAGUAUGCUUGGUUUCAUAGAAAAUGCACUCUUUUGUAAGAAGGUGACUGCUCAUAAUUUAUUUGGUGUACAAUAUCAUUUUUUUUCUUCUUUGGCAUUUUUUUUUGUUCUUUGUUUAAUGCUCUGGUAUUCAGUGUAGUUCUUCUAAAGUCAAGACUUUAAGCGCAAAAAAUAGUUUUAAUGUUGACAUGUUGUUGCCCAUUCGUCACACAAUGUUGUAUAUUCAUAAUAUUCAAGAAUGUCUUAUCAUCCACUUA
This is a messenger RNA of Asparagus officinalis (garden asparagus), 2802 nucleotides long. Its product is annotated as CSC1-like protein At4g35870. Gene Ontology annotation, cellular component: plasma membrane. The coding region runs from base 488 to 2476 and encodes 662 amino acids. NCBI's taxonomy places the organism in Eukaryota, Viridiplantae, Streptophyta, Magnoliopsida, Asparagales, Asparagaceae. The transcript has a single exon. Gene Ontology annotation, molecular function: calcium-activated cation channel activity. The record is from RefSeq and is a predicted model, not a curated record.